AUGAGUGACAAAUCGACCAAGCCGCUUCCCUUUCACUUCCAGUUCGCCGCCGGCGCGAUAGCCGGAGUAUCUGAGAUCCUGUGCAUGUACCCGCUGGAUGUGGCCAAGACCCGACUGAUGCUCCAGUACAAGUCCAUCAUCGACGUAUUCUCGCGUAUCAUCAAGGAGGAAGGGCCCACGCGCCUAUACCGCGGAAUCUUGCCCCCCAUCAUGGUCGAAGCACCCAAGCGGGCGAUCAAGUUUGCCUCCAACGACACCUACGGCACCGCCUACAUGAAGCUGUUCGGUGUUAGCGCCGGUAUUACGGAGGCGAUGAUUGUGGCUACGCCUGAGCUUGUGAAGAUCAGACUGCAGGCUAAGGAGAACGCCGGAAGGUAUACGGGCACAAUGGAUUGCGUGCGCAAGAUUUACGCGCAGGAAGGUUUGCGCGCCUUUGCCAACGGUCUGGAGGCGACUAUCUGGAGACACGCGCUGUGGAAUGGCGGGUACUUUGGCUCGAUCUUCGCCAUCAGGGAGGUUAUGCCGAAGGCGAGCAGCAAGAAGGGCGAGCUGGUGAACAACUUUAUCGCCGGUGCUAUCGGCGGCACCAUUGGAACGACGCUGAACACGCCGCCGGAUGUUGUCAAGACGCGUAUUCAGAACCACAAUGUAGCCAAUGGUCCUGCCAGGUACUCGACAUUCUUUGGUGGUGUCAAGACUAUUGCCCAGGAGGAGGGCGUGCGCGCGCUGUACAAGGGGUACCUGCCCAAGGUUCUGCGCCUGGGCCCUGGUGGCGGCAUCCUUCUGGUUGUCUACGACACGGUAACCACGUACAUGCGGAGAAACUUUAUGUAA
This is a messenger RNA of Kickxella alabastrina, 834 nucleotides long. RefSeq names its product mitochondrial carrier domain-containing protein. NCBI's taxonomy places the organism in Eukaryota, Fungi, Kickxellomycota, Kickxellomycetes, Kickxellales, Kickxellaceae. The transcript has 4 exons. Bases 1 to 834 code for a protein of 277 amino acids. The record is from RefSeq and is a predicted model, not a curated record.